Molecule: messenger RNA, 345 nt
Organism: Globicephala melas (long-finned pilot whale)
Lineage: Eukaryota; Metazoa; Chordata; Mammalia; Artiodactyla; Delphinidae
Gene: ETDB
Product: embryonic testis differentiation homolog B
Source: RefSeq, a predicted model, not a curated record
CCCUGGCACUCAGAAUAAGACAGGGAGUGAGAGAAUUCUCCCUCUCACUUCUUGCCAUCUCUUCAGGGUGCUCCUUCCAGAGAAACCUGAGUGGUCUGAGAGGCAACGUAUCCAGAUAUACCAAGGCUGUCUCGGUUGUGCUCUUCCUGAAGCCAUUUGUGGCAUCAACCAGUCAUGGAUAAAGGAACCUCUGAAGUCAGUCCCAACAUGCCUACACUGACCAUCAAGAAGAAAGAAAAAUCCAAGAAGGUCACCAACAGUGUGGUGAUCUUUUUACUUGCUAGGCAACUGGGCAAGCACAGAAGUGAUGUGGAUUUGUCCAGGUGGGUGUGGAUGCUGAAUUAA